Helianthus annuus (common sunflower) is the source of this 1208-nucleotide messenger RNA. Its product is annotated as GDSL esterase/lipase At1g71250. Lineage: Eukaryota; Viridiplantae; Streptophyta; Magnoliopsida; Asterales; Asteraceae. The record is from RefSeq and is a predicted model, not a curated record. The coding region runs from base 1 to 1104 and encodes 367 amino acids. Gene Ontology annotation, molecular function: hydrolase activity, acting on ester bonds. The transcript is spliced from 5 exons.
AUGAGUGGUCAUAGGUGGUGGUUCAUGGCGGUUGUGGUGGUGGCGUGUUGGUGGAAAGGUGUUGCACCACAACAACAGCCACAACAGGCUCCGGCGAUAUGGGUGAUGGGAGAUUCCUUGGUGGAUAGUGGGAAUAACAACUUUCUUAGUUCUUCUGCUAAAGCUAAUUAUCCUCCUUACGGCUGUGAUUAUUAUCGCGGUCCUACUGGUAGAUUUUGUAACGCAAGAACGUUUAGUGACAUACUUGGAGAUUGGUUGGGAAUAGCUGCUCCACCUCCAUUUGCAGAUCCCAGCACAACUGGAGACAAGAUCAUGGGUGGUGUCAAUUAUGCUUCUGCUGCAGGGGGUAUCCUUGAUGAAACUGGCCAACACUAUGGAGAUCGAUACAGCUUGAGCCAACAAGUUGUGAAUUUUGAGACAACUUUAAGCCAAUUGAGAACCAUGAUGAGCCCCUCAAACCUCUCUCAACUCCUCUCCAAUUCCAUAGUAGUUAUGGUUUUCGGCAGCAACGAUUACAUCAACAACUACCUCUUGCCAAACAUAUAUGAUACAAGCCGCACUUACACGCCCGACGCAUUUGCAAACCUCCUUCUUAACCGUUACGCCACCCAAAUUCACGCACUAUACAGCCUAGGACUACGGAAAUUCUUUCUACCAGGACUCGGACCGCUAGGGUGCAUACCUAACCAGUUAGCCACUGGUCAAGCCCCUCCUGGGAGAUGUGUGGACUCGGUGAACCAGAUGUUGGGACCUUUUAACGAGGGGCUCAAAAGACUUGUUGGUCAGUUCAAUGGUGGCUCGCACCCUGGAGCUAUGUUUGUGUAUGGAAACACAUAUGGUGUGUUUGGUGACAUCAUGAAUAAUCCUGCUGGAUAUGGCUUUACAGUGAGAGAUAGAGCAUGUUGUGGGAUAGGAAGGAAUCAAGGACAGAUAACGUGCCUCCCGUUAGCAACACCAUGUUUCAACCGCGAUCAAUAUGUGUUUUGGGAUGCUUUUCAUCCGACUCAAGCUGCGAAUGGUGUGCUGGCUCAGAGAGCCUACUCGGGAUCCAAUAAUGACAACUUUCCUAUGAACGUUCAGCAAUUGGCUCAAACUAGGUUGUGAAACGUGUAACAUGUUUUGGGUCAUGGUCUUGGUGUUUUCUAGCUGGUUUUUACAGACAAAUUUAUGUUUGUGUGAUUUGUUGAUUAUAAAAAAUAUUUAUUACU